Molecule: messenger RNA, 318 nt
Organism: Rotaria sp. Silwood2
Lineage: Eukaryota; Metazoa; Rotifera; Eurotatoria; Philodinida; Philodinidae
Source: the annotation of a GenBank genome assembly
AUGAUAUUUUAUAAACACACAAGCAAACUUUUGGAUAAUAUAGAUUUAAUUAUUGAAUAUCAUUUAAAUGAAAUUGAAAUAAAUAUUAAAUGGUGUUCAAAAAAAGAAUUCAAUAAAUGGAAAAUAUUCUAUGUUGAUGAUGAAUGUACAUUACCAUUAAAUUCUCCAUUAUAUUAUCUUUGUUCAUCAUCAUCAUCAUCAUCAAAAAAUCCAUCAUUAUUAAAUUCAACAUUUUAUCCUUAUUGGUUUUUAUUAGAAAGUUCAUUAUAUCAACGUCUUUUUUCUCAUAUAACAAAUGAUGAAGAUCAUUUUGUUUUA